Messenger RNA from Haliotis rufescens (red abalone), 5848 nucleotides. Its product is annotated as calcium-independent phospholipase A2-gamma-like. The coding region runs from base 145 to 2169 and encodes 674 amino acids. Gene Ontology annotation, biological process: arachidonate metabolic process. Gene Ontology annotation, cellular component: membrane. The transcript is spliced from 8 exons. The record is from RefSeq and is a predicted model, not a curated record. NCBI's taxonomy places the organism in Eukaryota, Metazoa, Mollusca, Gastropoda, Lepetellida, Haliotidae.
GUUUUGAAGAAGUAGUCUCAUUUUAGCCAUGGCAUGAUUUCCCGACUCAAAAUAUCAACAUAGAGUAUUUCAGCUCCACGGGUGACGGUACUGAAUAUAAGUGCAAUCUUCAGCAGUCAAGGUUGUUAGAAUUGUUGGUACACUAUGGCAAGUUUAAGGAACUCAGCAUCUGCCUGUGUUCGUCUGCUAACUCCGCCUCCUGGCCAGGUCAGUGCUAGUGGACGAUGGAGGACAGCAUCGCCUGACCGGUGGCGUCGAGGGAAUGAUACACUUUGUGGAUGUCAGGAAAUGAGCACAAUGCAACAGAUAUACCACAACCACACAGACAGUAAGAACGGUGAUCAGAAAGAUGAAAAUCACAAAAAAGAAACCAAAACCAAAUCAUAUAUGGAUUCACUAAAAGAACAAAUCAAGUAUUUGGAGAAGGUUAAAGACAAUAUUGCAAGCAGUUUGUCAAAUGUAGGCUUGAUGAAUGCUGUUGUUCCAACCAGAUUUGCUGAUGAAUUUCAGAAGUAUGUUCCAUUUCCUACCAAGUUGAGAGAAAAAGUUGAGAAGGAUUUACAAGAAAGUAUAGAGGAACAGAAAGCCCAGUUAAAAAACUUGGAGAAACGGGUUAAACACAAGAUGAUGGCACAUGAACUUAAGGACCCAGUGACAAAGGAGCAACAAUCAUUUGAAAGAGCAAUGCAAGACACAAAUGAAAGUAUAGUGAAAUUUUAUGACACUUUAGAUACUACUGACCCUAACUCUCUAAACAAACCUGGUGUCAAAGCAAAGACAGUUAAUGAAGAUGAUCUCAUGACAAGUAUUUUCAAAAAUGUGUGGCCUGUUAACAAAGCUGUCAAAGAUCCGGAUGACUCAUCGUCUGUGGUUAAAAAGAAGCCACUGGUGCAGAGAGAUUUUGUUUCAAAAACUGCAAUAGACAGUCGGACACGAGCACUCGUAGAAGGAAUCAAAACUGCGUCUACAUUACAGUCAAAGUUACGCAGGACGGAGGACUUUUGCAGACAUAUCCUUCAGUACCCAAACGCAAGAUUUACAGCUACCAAGGACAAAGUCGUGCCCUACCUGUUGAAGUUUCGAGGUAGCCAGGAUGAGGCAUUGUCAUGCCAGGCGAACCAGGCAUUGGUUCAGAUUGGCUAUGUGGACCCGGUGAAGGGACAGGGAAUCCGGAUGCUGACCAUCGAUGGAGGGGGAACCAGGGGUCUGCUUGCAAUCGAGUGCUUGAAGAAGCUUGAAGAAGCCUGCCAGACAGACAUCCGGGACAUGUUCGACUAUGUAUGCGGGGUGAGCACGGGGGCGCUGGUCGCUGCCAUGGUGUUCCUGUACCGCGUUCCUCUGGACGAGUGUGAAAUCCUGUACAAGGACUUCAGUCAACAGAUGUUCACCAGGAACAGGGUCCUGGGAACCAGUAAACUUGUCUGGAGUCACGCUUUCUACGACACCGAGGCUUGGGAGAACAUACUCAAGAAGGAACUGGGGGAACAGAUGAUGAUUGAGUUUGCCAAAGACAAGCAACUACCAAAGUAUUCAGGGAUGUCCACUCUGAUGAAUGUGCCAAAGUUGAAGAACUUCAUAUUUCGAAACUACAACCUGCCACCCCAGUCUUACUCUCGCUACCCCGGCGGAUGCAGGCACUCCAUCUGGGAGGUGAUCCGAGCUUCAUCAGCAGCGCCAGGCUACUUCGAGGAGUUCAAGCAUGGGGACUAUGUCCAUCAGGAUGGUGGUCUCAUGACAAACAAUCCCACAGCUAUUGCCAUUCAUGAAGGUCGACUGUUGUGGCCCAACGAGUCAAUUCAGUGUGUUAUUUCAAUCGGCACUGGUCGAUACGAGCCUGCCAUGGAACUCCUUUCUUCUAAGCUCGCUCUCAAAGACAAAGUGAUGAAAAUCGUGGACAGUGCCACAGACACCGAAGCUGUCCACUCCAUCCUCCACGAUCUCCUACCUCAGAACACAUACUACAGGUUCAACCCCUACCUGUCCGAGUACUUCUUGCUGGACGAGAUCCGGCCAGAGAAGAUCGACCAGAUGAUGCAGGAAACACAACUGUACCUGCGGAAGAACGAUGUCAAAAUUACCAAAGCCAUCAACCAACUGUCAAAACCAAGAAGGCCGCAUCAGCGUGCUGCUGACUUGAUUCGAAAGACUGCUGACAGCGUGAGAGCGUGAGAAUGUGAGAGUGAUGAACAUCUUGUAAGGCUGUGAUUUCUCCAAUUGAGGCAUUACUUUUGGACUAUGUUGAGAAUGAGAGAAGAUGUGGUCAAGUUAGGGAAGGAUGGAAGGUGUGACAGAAGAUCAUUUAUGGCGAAUUAUUUAUUUGUUUGUCCUGUAUGCUACAGGAAUUUCUCCUGUUUCAUGACAAUUGUAUAGAAUCAGGGUCUCAUUUGUCUGAAGAGUGUCCAACAGGUAUGAAGUUGGGGUCUGGACACCAAGGAAAUAACGUUGCUUUUUUGCAGCUAGACUGAAAUGAAAGCACUUUGAACACUGUUGAAUGAACAUUCGUAAUGUCUUUCUUUCUUUUUAAGGCCAUUAUUUGUUUUCUGUUGUAUCACAAUUUUGUUCUGCUUGGGUACGAGGUUGGACAAACAUGUCUGAGGGAGGGAGGGGGUGUCUCCUUCACUUAAUUGGGAUGCAUUUUCUGUCAACUUUUGAUAGGACAAUCGUACGCUCUGUGGCAACUUGAAUUAUACACUCAUUGGACCAGUGAAUUGUAACUCGGUGAUAUUUGGAGGAAUGGUAUCAGGAGGUAAUUCUCAGCUUGUUAUGUGUUCACUAGAUCAGACAGGCAAUGCAAGACAGCAGGCAUUUUUACAUCAGGAUAUUCUAAUGUUUAGUAUUCUUUAUAGAAUUGUAUUUUAUACAACAUUUUGAAAAUUGUAUGGAAUUUUAGAUUGUAUUGGGUUUUUUUAAAUGAAUGUCUACAAACAGGACUUAAACUCAGUAAUGCUCAUUGAAAAGUCAUUUCCUCAUUCCAUGCCAGGCCUGACCAGCACAUAUGUGACUCCUACCAUGCUUGGCUAUUUGCCGAAUAAACACAAUUUUGUCUGAUUGAAUAUACAUAAUUUGCUGCACUGAAAAUUAGCUGAGAAGGAAUUUUGAUGUGUAGCUCAGAAAUAAUUUGAGAAUGGUGUACAACUAAAUAUUUUUAAAGGGUAUAACAAAAUUAUCAUCUUAAAAUUAAGUGACCUGAUGAGUGGUUUCUGGCAUUUAUCUGGUAGACCAGUAUUUGCUGAGUAGUAUGUGGUAUAUUCAAUGACAGGUUCUCCACAAAUUCUUCCUCGAUGUGUAUUUUACUUGCUUCUUGUCCUCAUUCCAGCAGUGAAGCCUGCUGUUAUAGUAGCACAUUAACUUACUCAGGAAACAGAUAGUCAAUGUGUCUUUGGUGAACAUGCAGAUAUAUACUCUUUUUACAUAUUUGUAUGUGAGUUUUUAAGUGAACUGCAUUUAUAUUGGUGCUUUUUUUUAAAUAUUGGAAAAUAUCUACAUUAUACAACAGUGCUUCUAUGACUUGUGGUGUACCUACCGGUGGCUUUAUCCAGAUCUAGAUGUGGUCAAAAGUGUUAUUUUACACACUGUGUACAUGUUUUAGUUGAUGCAUAUGAUGUAUAUCCAUACUUGAAGUUGAACCUCUCUACUUGCCAGUACUUGGUACCAUACAAACAUGACCUUGUGACCUUCAUGAAUAUACAUGAGGUAGGGUCCACAUUUUUGCAGGGGGAGAUUGGUUCAAUCACCUGAAGCUAUCAUUCUUCACAACUUGCCCUUUUCCAUAACCUGAAAGUAUGGCUUGACUCCUAUCCACCUAUGUUUAAUGUAUGAAGACAUGAGACAUCAAUAAGAAUGUGUGUAUAUCUCAGGUACUUUGGGAAAGGAAUCUAUUCAAUCUGUUGCUUAUGGGUGUAGUUUGUAAAAUAUACCAAAUUGGUAUGGUGAAACAACUGUCAUAAUCAAUUUGGUAUAUUUUACUGUCAUAAUCAAAGAACAGGUGGUUGUAAAUGGCUACCGUGUUACAAUUGGAAAAUAUCCAGGUAUACAAACAAAGGUGGAUGUGCUACGACCAGUAAUCUAUAUUUUUCUCUAUGCCCGUCUGCUUGAAGACAGAACCAAAUUGAUGAAAUGGGACAUGAGAGGUGCUCGAUUGCUGGAGCAUUAUCUUACAGUGAGACACAUUCUCUCCCUGCAAAAGCAGACAGCUUCUCAUCUUCCGUAAUCUGCAUGGUACCCACUUUCCAGAAUGCAUAUCUACAAGACAUUGUGUUGACACGGGUCUGCAUUAUAAGCUGAAGGAAGAGAGUAAUGCUAGGGCUUGGACGAUACACCCACUGUGCAAUCUGAUGUUUCACGAUACCUUGCUCACGAUGCAUGUGCAUUUUCUUCUUGACAGGAUGGCCAAAUACCUGGCACACUAACGAUUUACAGUUGGCAGUGUCAAGUAUUGCACAAUAUUCAAAUUUUUACUACUCAUUUUCACUAGGAAUUAAUGUUGGGUGUAACAUUUAUUAAAGAGUGUGUUUAGGGUAAGAAUCGAUACUUCUUACUUAGUGUGUGAUUGUGAUAGAUACUUCUAUCGAGAAGUAAAAAAUCGCGAUGCACUGAUGCAAUAGUGUAUCAUCCCAUUACUAAGUAAUACCCUUACGAUGUAUGCUUGACCUCUCUUGGUAACUGUUACAGUGUUGUGAAGUAUUUCAACUAUGCAGUUUUGUUUUGUUUUCGAUUCUAUUUUGUCUUUUACGACAACGAUUUCCCUUCAUGUUUCAUUGAGUGAGUUUUCUUGGCACAAUAAGAGUAUUUUUUACCAUCCCAAUACUGGUUGGUUCUGUUCCUGUCUGUUUUGUAAUUUUAACUGUCAUUAGUUCUUUGUUUUCCUGAUUGUUAUUUGUGCUACUGAUAUUUGUUUGUUAAUCAUUGGUUGUUUUAUUGACAAGAGAAAUACAAAGUAAAGCAUAUCACAGAUUGUACUUUGAUCUAAAGCCUCUGAAAUGUUCUCAGUAGAGUGAACCAUCUAAAGCCUCUAAAAUGUUCUCAGUAGAGUGAACCAUCUGAAGCCUCUAAAAUGUUCUCAGUAGAGUGAACCAAAAUGGGAACAAGCAUCUUACAACUGGUACACACAAGCUUCUAGUACUACUGAAACCACAGAACUUGGACGACCACCUCCACCACCAUUACAACACUCACAACCAUCACAACAACCACAGAAACUACCAAAACCAACACUGCAGAAACUACCACAAUUGACACCAACACCACAGUAUCUGCCACUACCACCAAAACCACACAAACUACCACUACUGACACCAACACCCCACAAACUACCACCAACAUCACAGAAAGUACCACUACAACUACAAAAAUCAGUGCAACAAGCAUGGCAAGACGCACAUCACAAUUAAGACUCUAUCACGCAACAGGAACAACCUCCACACACUAAACCCGGCAUGCCCACAACCACUAACUACAGAAGUCCAAACACCAUCCACAAGUACCACACACCACCACACCCUCAUCAAAACAAGCUUUUAUUGUUUUUUGUUUACAAUAAGAUAUGAAUGUUCUUGUUCCUGUUGUCAGUUCACUUGCAGCAGUUGGUAACUGAUAUUGUUUGUGUGGAACAAGCAUGACACCUUCUGAUCCUGGUGAAUACCAGGUUCUACCUGUGUGUUGAUGUAGUCAUGAUUUAGAGCCAUUUACUAGGAGUUAAUGGAUGUCUGGAAGCUAUGCAUUUUUACCUCCAGUUUACUGUUUUGUGCAGUCUUAAAAAUACUCUUGAAGCUAAAUCUACCCUGUGCCAUUCAACAAUCUUGCUGCAUGUAAUCAUGUGCACUCAUAGUAAUAAAUAUGUUUACAUCUA